Messenger RNA from Adineta ricciae, 585 nucleotides. NCBI's taxonomy places the organism in Eukaryota, Metazoa, Rotifera, Eurotatoria, Adinetida, Adinetidae. The record is from the annotation of a GenBank genome assembly.
AUGUCUGAACAAAAUAAUCAAGAUGAAAACGGUACUAGUGCUGCAACAGAGCAAAAUCCAAUGGUUCAACGUAUAUCACUUGAAGUAAAACGUCGUGAGCCAAGUUCAAUAAUUGUGCACGUUGUUAUUCGAUUCAANUUAACGAUAGUGGAUUUUGAUUCGUUUCCAUCAGAUGAUAUCAUUGAAAUAAAGAAGAAUUUACAAUCAAGAUUAGAAGAUACAGUAGUGAAAUUAUAUACAUAUAACACAAUUAUUCACGAGAAACUAAUUCAGUCGUCUAUGACGGAAUUAACACAGUUCAUUAAAAUGAUGAACUCCAUUCAGCAGAUGUUUGAUCACAACGAUACACAAGUAUCUGUAAGUAUUUUACCAAAUAGAAUCAUCGCUUUGAGUAGUUUCCUUCAUAUUCGACGUUAUUUUAAUGAACGGAUGAAUUUAAUCUCUCCACAAUUUUUCAAACUGACUUCAAUAAUGACCGAAUCCUACCUUGGAUUUAUUACUCCUAUGGUUUCUCUGCUUAUUGGAAUUCUCAACCAAUGUCCGGAUUGCUUAAAUUCUAACACUACUGUCAACUUAAACUCGUAA